AUGACAUUGGUUUAACCUUUCCCGCAUUGAUGGCAUUAGUUAUUAUCAACUUUUAAUAUCAAUGAACAAUUUAAUAUUAAUCCAGUUCUUCUUGAAUCAACAACAAAUUGAUUGUGUAAAAAGUAAAACAAUUAAUUAAUCAUGUUCUUAACUAAGUUUUUGAUUACCUUUGGAUUAAUAACAAUUGCAAUUACCGAUCAAUCAGUAAAUGAACAAUUGCCAACUGAUUUAGUUAAUGAUUUAAUGAAAAUCGCUCAACGAAUCGCCGGUGAUCAGGAAAAUAUUUUCAAAUUAACCAAACAAUUAAAGGAGUUUGCUGCUGGUAAUCCUGUUGCCCAACAAUUGAGCUCUAAUCAACGAGCCAUUGAACUUGGUAAUAAAAAUCGCUUAACCCUAAGGGCACCAGAAUCAAAUCAAAUUGGUGGUAAUCCAUUGGUCACUUUACAGAGUCGCAUCAACGCCUUUUUUGAUUCCAUGAAUCAAUUGUUUGAUAACAUGAGACAUAUUCUUGAACGAUUUCCUGUUCCGGAAGACACUGACAUCGACCCAUUGAAAGCGUUACAAACACUAGAGCAACAAUUUAAAUCUAUGUUAUCAGGAUUACGAGUUGACCAGAACGAGACUUUAAUUGCUGAUGUUGAUCAGCAACUAAUCAGACCAUCAGAAAAUGAUAACAAUCAAAUUCAAAUUUAAAUCUCGAAUUUGUCUUAAUAUUAAUCAACUUUUUCUUUCUUGAUUCAAUCUUUAUUUCUUCCAAUAAUUUUAAGCUCUCUUUCUCUCUGUAUCCAUGAUAAUUAAAUAGUCUCAAAGAAAUUUCCAA
Messenger RNA from Panonychus citri (citrus red mite), 820 nucleotides. RefSeq lists its product as uncharacterized. The record is from RefSeq and is a predicted model, not a curated record. NCBI's taxonomy places the organism in Eukaryota, Metazoa, Arthropoda, Arachnida, Trombidiformes, Tetranychidae. The transcript is spliced from 2 exons. The coding region runs from base 142 to 693 and encodes 183 amino acids.